AUGACCGAUACAUCGCAGGGGACGUGUUCACAUCCAACGUAUCACAAUAAUAAUUUGAGCAGUCGCUGUAAUCAUCAUUAUUCGGAACAUUCGCAAUAUAAUACUGGAUCUAGACGAUCGGCAUUUAAUGGUUUUGGUGGUGGUUGGUUCGAUACGAAUCGUAGGCAGUUUACUCAGCGCAAUCAUUCGUGCUCAAUUCCGGAACUGGUGAGGGAAACAGGAUUAAUUCUGGAAGUGCAAAGAGAAUAUGGCCGCAUCCUUAGUCAAUCUAAUUUUUCCACACCAAAUAUUCAUAUUUAUUUUUCGCCUUCUACUCUGGUUAAUGAUGCACCGUUGAGCGUGAUCACUGAUAACCUUGCCGAUGUUUUCCAAGCUGGAGCAAUG
Molecule: messenger RNA, 384 nt
Organism: Acanthocheilonema viteae
Lineage: Eukaryota; Metazoa; Nematoda; Chromadorea; Rhabditida; Onchocercidae
Source: the annotation of a GenBank genome assembly